Messenger RNA from Didymodactylos carnosus, 1893 nucleotides. The record is from the annotation of a GenBank genome assembly. NCBI's taxonomy places the organism in Eukaryota, Metazoa, Rotifera, Eurotatoria, Philodinida, Philodinidae.
AUGUUACCACAGCGAUGUGGGCUGUGCUAUGAACAAUGUGACCAUGUAUUGUGCACUGGCUAUGCCACACUAUCUCGAUAUGAAAUUUUCACAACAUGCUUAAGCAAAAUAAAUGCUGCAACAGUUAAUUUUCGUGAAAUGAAAGACGCGUGCACAAAACUGGUACCCGUCAUUCAGCAUUUUGCUUUCGAUUUUAACCCACUAACCGAAUUUGAUCCGACAGUACAUAAACAAGAUCGAAAAGCACAAGAAUACAUAGCUUAUUGUGAGGAUAUGUCGGAUGAUCCUAACGAUCAGAAAUUAUUCUCGGACAUCUAUGGGAUAUACCUUCAUCGCGAUUUAUGUAGAUGGUAAUGAUAAUUGCCUCUACAACGCAAUUUCCUCUCUCGCAUUAAUGAAUAAUGAUUUCACAAUUGAGCUUCGCGUACAAAACACCGGUGAGGUGAGCAGUUUUAUUAAUGAGCGUGUAACUUUUCAGAAACUUGAUUUUCACGCAGAGUACACAUUUUCGAGAGUCCUACGAUAAUCAUGAUUUUUACCUAUCUGUUUAAAAGGGUGUCCUCCCAUUUAGAUUUUCUUUAAGAUUUCCCAGUUUGUAGAGGAUACUUUGAAGUAUAUGUUCUGAAGUUGUUACGGCUUGCUGACAUUAUUUGUCUAUGAAAAAAUUUAAUUACUAAAAAAAUGGUGCUAAAGUUUUGAGCACAGGGCUACUAUUGCAGAAUUUCCUGGUCGUUUCUCUUUUAUCAUAAAAAUUUGGUUCUCAUCUAGAUCGAUAGAGAAAUGUGCGAAGAAUGUUUGCUAUGGGAGAGGAAGUAAAGGCUUUUGCCUUUUCCUUCGUGUUAAUAACUAAUUAGCACUUUGCAGAAACAUUUGUAUUGUCAACGGCCGUUACGACACUUUUUUGUCUAUAUUAUACAUAUCAAAUUACAGCUUGAGAAAUUCUCUAUCAGAUGCGAAAAGAAUGACUUGAUCAUCCUCUACUUUUUGUUGUUUACGAAGAAAAAUCCACAGAUGAGAAUGAUUUAAUUUCAAAAAGAUAAAAAACGCUUUUUUCUGAAUGAAAAAAAGUAAUUCCAUUGACUAAAAAUUAUACAACCGAAAAUGUCUGUUUGUCCGUUAGCAGGGGAGACGAAUAUCUUAUUUUCUCAUCCAGGAAGACACCUAUAGCCAUGAAACUUUCACAAUACAGCUAAUCGACUAUGGUGAAUCAGAAAAUCCCUAUGAAGUAUCACUAGGAUUGAUUUUCUUAGUCAAAACUUUAUUUCAAUUCGAGCGGAUUAAAAUGAUAUGGAAUAGGUAUUCGACUACAGAGGACCGAUUGAGAUGGGUUUCAGAGUUAUGGGCAAACUCUAGAUCGGAAGGUUUCUAAGGCAACUGUCUCCAAAGACAUUUCCAAGGUUUUAUUUUUUCUAUGCUGCUGUCUGAGUGAAAUAUUAAUCUUCGGGCUUUUGACAGCCAACAUCAGACCCUUGAAAAUCGAACCAGUUCAUUUUUAAGGUUUAAAGAUUUUUCGAUAGAAAAAAAAUGCUUUCUGACACUUUACCUUUAUGAUCUUUUCGUUAUGCCGUUAUUUUUCGAAUGGGACCUUAACCUAGUAGAGAAGACUAAAUUAACGUUAAUUAGUGCUAAUUAGUUAUUAACACGAAGGAAAAGGCAAAAGCCUUUACUUCCUUUCCCAUAGCAAACAUUCUUCGCACAUUUCUCUAUCGAUCUAGAUGAGAACCAAAUUUUUAUGAUAAAAGAGAAACGACCAGGAAAUUCUGCAAUAGUAGCCCUGUGCUCAAAACUUUAGCACCAUUUUUUUAGUAAUUAAUUUUUUUCAUAGACAAAUAAUGUCAGCAAGCCGUAACAACUUCAGAACAUAUACUUCAAAGUAUCCUCUACAAACUGGGA